This is a messenger RNA of Marchantia polymorpha subsp. ruderalis, 1583 nucleotides long. Lineage: Eukaryota; Viridiplantae; Streptophyta; Marchantiopsida; Marchantiales; Marchantiaceae. The record is from the annotation of a GenBank genome assembly.
GACCAUGAACGGCAUCCAGGCACUGCCACGCCGGCCCGGCCGUUGGUCCGAGGUCGCGAGAAAUGUGCACCUGUCCGUGGCAUUCGCCAUGAAAUUCGCGAAUUCGAUACUAGAUCGAUGGCACAUUCCGUCCCUGGAGUCGAUGCGAAGUGGUGCCACCGAUCGUCCGUCCUCCUCGGACCUCGCCUUGCCUUGCAGGGAAAGGUUCGGCGAUUCCCGUUCGCCUGCGGAAAGAGAUUCCGAUUUCGGUGCCAAGAAUUUUGAGCCCCGAUGGUGACCAGGAGAGGCGAUGCGGUGCCGACCCGGCGCGUUGGAUUAUUGAAAUUGGUCUCGUGUCACCUUUUGCAGCUUUCGAAAUUGCUUUCCUGCAGUGAGUGCAGAGCUUUCCAGACAGAACGCAGUAAUCAAAGAGACUGGAAAUGUGCGAACGAGCGCGUAUAGCUGCAGCUGCCAUUGGUGGAUCCGACUGCAGGAUCUAGAUCUGCGUGAGGUGAGCGAAAGGGAGGGAUCCGCUCGCUCGUCCACGCCCAACAGAUGGAGCUCGUUGUCUGGAUGUGAAGUCGAGCACAUCUCUUCGGCGCACGUGAACGCAAGAUGGGGUGGAUUUAAAAGAGAAUAUCCAGCAUCUUCCCGCUUUCGAGCGGAUUUUGCAAGGCAUAUCCGCCGGGGGUUCCGUGUUCAGAGGGCGCUUUCAAAAUCCCAUGCCGCAGAAUUGGAGGUUCAUGUUGCUCAGCCGCUUCUAAAGUAAGGCAGGAUGACAAAUUUCUUGCAGGGCUGAUGCUUCUCACUGCGCCCACCCCACGCGAAGAUUGGCGAUCGGCUGUCUGAACCCGAUUGUCAUCAUCGUACAAACGCCUCGGAAUAUCUCCCCUUUACACUGGCAUCUUCUGUCAUAUGCUCGAUCUUUUAUCCGGAUCAGUCUUGCUGCAGGUGGAAUCUCGAUCACAGUCUUCCUCGCAUUGAUCUAGCCAUUCCGUGGACCUGCGGCACAGCAUCCAUCCCUGAUCUGACUGAUUGGUUCAGAUCCAACACUGAAGCCUCGCGACUGCUAAAUCGUAUUCAUGCAUGCAUGUGAUACCGGGACUUAUCUCUGCUGACAAUUCGGAAACACACUUACAUGGAAAUUUUUCGAGGUCGAAGAAAGUUUGUCCCGUAAGAGGAGUUUAUGACUUUCCUUUGGCGAGAGAGAUGAGGGAGAGAAUGUGCUCUUUACAAAUGGCUCUUCAAAACUGAGAGAGGUGAUAGGAUAAGGGCUCAGGUCCAAAGCCCGAGGCUUGUUCUCGAUUCUGUUCAGCAGACUUUCAGUGUAUUAAGUCGACGGAACAACAUUAAAGAACUGCGAGACAAGUGGCGAGUUGCUUGCUCAAGUCAUACGCUGGAAGAUUUAGAAAAAAAGGGUCCACUACACGGUGUUCAUUUUUUGAGGCUACCAACGAGUAUCCUGAUGACAUGAUCACAUCGAUGACUGCAUUCACUUGAAACCAUUGAGAUUGAAUGGACCUUCUAUCGUCCGAACUAUACCAUUCCAUAUGAAGCCAUACAUUUAUUCUAUCUGUAUGAAAUAAACAUUCUACUGAAAUUGA